Molecule: messenger RNA, 975 nt
Organism: Sphenostylis stenocarpa
Lineage: Eukaryota; Viridiplantae; Streptophyta; Magnoliopsida; Fabales; Fabaceae
Source: the annotation of a GenBank genome assembly
AUGAAGGCGCACCCAAACACAAAAAACGGGUACUGGUUAAAGAAGUUGUCAAUGGAAACCAGAACAUAUUCGAUAUUGAUUUUGCCACUGUCGGCAUCCACGUCCAUUGUCAUAUCAGUGAGGCAUGGAAACAGAGUGAAGAUGUUAAAGGCGGUGAAUGAGAAAAAGGGUUUUGCUAAUGCGUUGGGAGAACGCGUUCGGAUUGCGGAGAGUGGUGGGUCUAUGGGGUUUCAGGGAGAGUGGAUAAGGAGAGAGAUGGAAUCCAUGGGAGGGAGAUUUUGCAGAGACACACGAUCGACAGUGGGGGACGCGCUUGGAGGGCGCGUGGGGGAGGUUGACGUCAACGCGCUUUUGGGUUGCCCUAACGCAAGGGAGGGCAUGACGGAAGAACUUGCUGUUUCUCUCUCUCUUGUUCUUAUCCAUCGCAUUGAAAAGCAGCACCAUCACCACACCACACCACACCUUGUUUUCAUAAAUACGGGUCUCACAGCCUCAGCCAUGAUGGAGCCUAUGGACAUCGUUGGGAAAGCCAAGGAAGACGCUUCGCUUCCUAAAGCAACAAUGACGAAAAUUAUCAAGGAGAUGUUGCCCCCGGACGUGCGUGUCGCCAGAGAUGCGCAGGAUUUGUUGAUCGAAUGUUGUGUCGAAUUUAUAAACCUUGUCUCAUCUGAGUCCAAUGAAGUCUGUAACAAAGAGGAAAGAAGGACAAUUGCACCGGAGCACGUGUUGAAGGCUUUAGGGGUUCUCGGAUUUGGAGACUACAUUGAGGAAGUUUAUGCAGCAUAUGAACAACACAAGCUGGAGACAAUGCAAGAUUCUUUGAAAGGUGCCAAGUGGAGCAGCAACAGGGCUGAAAUGACUGAGGAAGAAGCAUUGGCUGAGCAGCAAAGGAUGUUUGCAGAGGCACGUGCCAGAAUGAAUGGAGGAGCCAUUACUUCCAAGCAGCCAGACGCUGACCAAAGUUUAGAGAGCUAA